Molecule: messenger RNA, 1584 nt
Organism: Nipponia nippon (crested ibis)
Lineage: Eukaryota; Metazoa; Chordata; Aves; Pelecaniformes; Threskiornithidae
Source: RefSeq, a predicted model, not a curated record
AUGCCGCUGCUUCACCAAAAAUCAGCAUUUUUCACCUGCAAAAAAGCAGAGGGUGCCACCGAGAGAAGCCGGUUUUAUGAGAAGGUCCAGGCACUGCACCAAGACCCCAAGGCCUCGGUGGACAACCCCUUGCUGGCCUUCAGCCUCAUCAAGCGUCUCCACUCCGACUGGCCCAACGUCAUCUACAGCAACGAGGCCACCGAGAACAUCCAGGCGCUCCAUGCCGACUUCAAGGAGGUGGAGCAGGAGCUGCCUGGAGCUGAGGACCUGGACGGGGCUGCCCGGGCACUGAUGCGGCUGCAGGAUGUCUACGCACUCAGUGUCAAGGGCAUGGCCAACGGCGUCUUCCAGCGAGCCGGCGCCGGCCGCCCGCCCCUCUACAGCCCUGGCCGGCGCAUCUCCCUCUCCGCCGAUGACUGCUUCCACGUGGGCAAGGUGAGGGCGAACCCCGACAGCCUCCUACAAAGCUUUUCCAGGAGGAUGAGAAGGGGACGGGAUGGGAUGGGAUGGGAUGGGAUGGGAUGGGACAGGGUCACGGGCGACUACUACCACUCCAUCGCGUGGCUGGAGGAGGCCGUCAGCCUCUUCCGCCUCUCCUAUGGCAACUGGAACCCCGAGGACCGGAGCAGCCUGGAGGAUGCUCUGGACCAUCUUGCCUUCUCCUACUUCAUGGCUGGAAACAUCUCCCAUGCCUUGAGCCUCUCCAGGGAGUUUCUCCACUAUGACCCCAGUAACCAAAGGGUGGUGAGGAACGUGGCCAAGUACGAGAAGCUGCUGGAGAUGGGGACGGCGGUGAGCACCGGACCCCUGCGACGCCCCAACGGCACCCACCUGCAGAGCCGCGACGCCUACGAGGAGCUGUGCCAGCGCCCGGCGGGGCAGCCAGCCCCAGAGCAUCUCCCACAACUUGGCUGCUCCUACGAGACCAACGGCAGCCCCUACCUCCUUCUCCAGCCUGCCAAGAAGGAGAUGGUCCGGAUCCGACCCUACGUGGCUUUGUACCACGAUUUCAUCAGCGACACCGAGGCUGAGACCAUCAAGGGGUUGGCAGGGCCCUGGCUGCAGAGGUCCGUGGUCGCCUCUGGAGAGAAGCAGCAGAAAGCCGAGUACCGGAUAAGCAAGAGCGCCUGGCUGAAGGACACUGCUGACCCGGUGGUGCGGGCGUUGGAGCAGCGCAUCGCUGCCGUCACCGGCCUGGACCUGCGGCCACCCUACGCCGAGUACCUGCAGGUGGUCAACUAUGGGUUGGGAGGCCACUACGAGCCACACUUCGACCACGCCACGUCCAGGAAGAGCCCCCUUUACAGAAUGAAGUCGGGCAACAGGAUCGCCACGGUCAUGAUCUACCUGAGUGCGGUGGAGGCCGGCGGCUCCACCGCCUUCGUCUAUGCCAACUUCAGCGUGCCCGUGGUUAAGAACGCAGCUCUCUUCUGGUGGAACCUGCGGAGGAACGGGGACGGUGACGGGGACACCCUGCACGCUGGCUGCCCCGUCCUGGCGGGGGACAAGUGGGUGGCGAAUAAGUGGAUCCACGAGCACGGGCAGGAGUUUCGGCGGCCGUGCAGCACAGACCCACGAGACUGA